AUGACGUGUGUGGGGAUAAGGUGGAAGAAAGGAUUCCAGAGGUGGGCGGCAUAUGGUUUCCUGUGGAUAAGCGUUGUCCUCGUCCUCACUGUUGCCACUCGGGCCGGCCCAAUCUCAGGGGAAGGAGGACAGGAAAAGCCAGGCGCAGCUCUUGCGACGAGGGCAGCAUUACUCUCCGACCUUGCGUUAACGGCAAACCCUACCGACAGACGAUCAGAUGGAAAUCGGGACGGCGGCUCCCGCGCUUCGGGCGUGACAGAUUCACCUGAGUUUAUGUGGAAUCGCAAGCUAGAGUUAGACCCUGAUGAAGCCCCCAAUCCGACAGCAGUUGCUUCAGAAGUUCUCUCUCUUCGUCAAGCAAACACAAGCAGCAGACGUGUCGUGCUGAGUUACUCUCUCAAGGGCUGUCCACCAGAGAAACUUGAAGUGGGCCGAGAUGCAGACCAUCCGACGGCAAUUCAUGGACAAGAAGCUAGCAGCCGUACGAUGCAUCUGUUAAGAGAUCGAGUUUCUUGGCUCCUUCAUGCUAAAAAAAUGGUAAAAGAAGUUGAAUCUGUGAGUCCAAAGCGUGACGAAAUCUUGGGAUACGGACAAGAUUUCCAUGUAAGUUUAAGGGUGACUGUCGAGAUGGAAAGUCGAUAUUUGUCAGCUUUGCAAAUGGAGAUCAUCAAGACGCUGCCUGAGGGGGUCUCGGAUGAUGAAGUCAUACAAAUUGCUCGAGAUCUUCCUUGUGUUGAGAAGGCAUACCACGACUCCUUGAAGUUCUCUGAGCAAUACCUAAGACAUCCUGUUUCGGAUGAAGAUGAGGAUGGCAUGAACAUGGGAACGAAGCGCCUUCUUCAGCGGCAGAGUCCGGGGCAAUCCGCCACACACUCUCUCGAUUCCCUGGGGGCACGCGUUACGAAAGCUUUUGAAACAGAGGACAUUUUAUCACACGCCGAUGCUGACGUCCAAGUUCCUCCCAAUGACCCAAGUUUCCGCCUCCAGUGGAACCUGCAGGAUAAGGCAGAGUUUGGUUUGCACACCGAAAAAGCGUGGCAGCUCUGGACGGGCCAGAAGCGCCCGAUGGUGAUUGCUGUCAUCGAUAGCGGCUGUGAAAUAGACCAUCCAGACCUCAAGGCGAAAAAGUGGCACAACCCUGGAGAAAUCUGCAACGACGGUAUCGAUAACGACGCAAACGGAUUCAUUGAUGACUGCCAUGGGUGGGAUUUCGCGACAGAUCGUCCAGACGUCCGCUCGGACACGACUGGACACGGGACGGGAGCUGCAGGUGUUCUUGGCGCGGUGCCGAACAAUUUGAUAGGCCUGGCUGGGGUUUGCUGGGGCUGUGAAAUCAUGUGUCUGAAAUUCAUUGGCGGCGGACAAGGAACAGUUAGCAACCAAGUCCAAGCCAUUGAUUACGCUGUUAGAAUGGGAGCGUGGAUUAGUAACAACUCUUAUGGUGGAUACGGGUAUUCGAAUCUUGAAUUCGACGCCAUCAGGCGAGCUCAGGUUGCUGGGCAUCUCUUCGUCACUUCUGCAGGCAAUCACAACCUGAACACCGAUCUGCCACAGAACGACCAUACCCCUUCGAGUUAUGACCUCUCUAACAUCUUGAGUGUUGGAGCGUCGACGCACAUCGGUAGAAAAGCAGCCUUCUCUAACUACGGACUCACGACUGUUCACGUGUUCGCUCCUGGGGCAGAUAUUCACACGACCGAAGGUGCAGCAGGGUACUCUAAAGUAAGCGGAACUUCGUUCGCGUGCCCGCAUGCCGCGGGUCUGGCCGGGUUGAUUUGGUCUGCGUUUCCCAACUUGACGUACCUUCAAGUGAAACGCGCUUUGAUUGAGGGAUGCAGGCCAAGUUCGCAUCUCUGGUCACUAGCUGCAUGCGGAGGGACAAUCGACGCCCACAAGUCUCUGUACAUUGCCGCGAAACUGUCGAGUGGGCCAAUGCCCGAAGGGAAUCCGUCGCGUACUCGAGAUAAUGAAAAACCCGACGUGGAUGAAGCAGGCCCGGCAGCCCGUCUCUCAGGGCUGUGGGACGUUUCCUCCCGAGGAGAGAACACCCACUUCAUUUCCCUCGUUUGGUGGUGA
Molecule: messenger RNA, 2076 nt
Organism: Neospora caninum
Lineage: Eukaryota; Apicomplexa; Conoidasida; Eucoccidiorida; Sarcocystidae
Product: putative subtilase family serine protease
Exons: 7
Coding region: 1-2076 (691 amino acids)
Biological process (GO): proteolysis
Molecular function (GO): serine-type endopeptidase activity
Source: RefSeq, a predicted model, not a curated record